Mizuhopecten yessoensis (Yesso scallop) is the source of this 3684-nucleotide messenger RNA. RefSeq names its product proprotein convertase subtilisin/kexin type 5-like. The record is from RefSeq and is a predicted model, not a curated record. The transcript has 3 exons. Bases 17 to 3526 code for a protein of 1169 amino acids. NCBI's taxonomy places the organism in Eukaryota, Metazoa, Mollusca, Bivalvia, Pectinida, Pectinidae.
UACCCUAUGUGACACCAUGGAUAGACACCAGCUUCGACUGUUUGUUGUAAUGUUUUCGUCCAUAGUUACACAGAUUUGUAUCGUCAGAGGGGAGGUACUGGUACACUACAAAGGGAACAACUAUGUGGAAUGUCCAUCGGGUUCCUACCAAGUCGAAUUUUCCUCCAAUUGCACUGACAACUGCCCUCCUAAUGCACCGUAUAUAGUGUCCGAUUUAUGUUUGGACUUCUGUCCUGUGGGUUUAUCUUACACGUGUAAUAGUACAGAUGCUAUCCCUCAAUCAGCUGCAACAAAACCGGAAAAAACAGCAGUCUUGCGAUGCCAAAAAGGAAUUUGUCCGAAAGAGAGACCAUUUUGCUUUGACUUUCAUUGUUUGUCAGAUUGUCCACAUGAAAUGGUUAGGGAGGACUUUUCAUGCGUCUACCAUUGUUCUAAUACGACAUCGAUGGUUUACAACAAAUCAUGUGUAACCGAAUGCCCCCGAGACUCUCCCUACAAUGAAUCGGGUAUUUGUGUUUCAAAAUGUUCAACGUAUACUAUACUUUAUGGUAGCGUCUGUGUCCGUGACUGCCCAGUCAAAAUGUUUCGGUAUAAUAAGACGUGUACCACAUCAUGUCCAAAUCUAGCUCCUUUCGAUUUCGAGGCUCUAAAUACAAAAUUUUGCUUGGAAUCGUGUCCGGACUUCACUUUCGUUGAUCGACAUGUGUGCAAGCUACAGUGUCCGGAAGGAUUCCUUCUAUGGAACAGAACGUGUGUUAGAACGUGUCCAGACUCGGCCCCAAUUAUCUAUGUAUUGAACAGAAGAGUUCCACACUUUAAAAUUCCGAUUUGUAUUACAAACUGCCCCAAUGACACGUUUUCGGAUGGUAUUUCGUGUGUAAAAACCUGCGACAAGAAUAUGUAUGUGUUUAAUUCAACCUGUGUUGACCGCUGUCCUCCCAGCCACAGACUGUUGGAGGGCAGUACAUCACCAUAUUCCUGCGUCUCACAAUGUCGAAUCACGGAAAAUGUGAACGACAAUCGUUGUACUGCGGAUUGUCCAGGCAACAAAUUAGUUUUUAACAGAACGUGUGUCUCUGAAUGUCCCAAAUCUAGUCUGUUGGUAUUCAAUCAACAAUGUUUCUCUCAAUGUCCAAAGCAUUUAUUGAAUGAAUCUGGGACAUGUGUAAAAUAUUGUAGUUGGGGAAAUUACAUUUUCAACGCAUCUUGUGUAAAGAGGUGCCCAGAAACACACAGCUAUACUGGUUACUGGAAAUGCUAUAACAAUUGUUCAGUUGACAAUUUACUGCUUUGGAAUAACUCGUGUUUCUCUUCUUGUCCUAAACAGGCAAUCUAUAACUUCAAUCAUACAUGCUUAACGGUUUGUCCACCCUCCCACCCUUUUUAUAAAAGCGGACGAACAUCAAGAUAUUCCUAUCAAGUGAUUAACUACUGUGUGGCGUCCUGUAGUGAUAGCAUUAGUCCUGCGUAUUUGCUACAUGGAGGUAAAUGCAACUGUUCAGCACACUUACUCUCUCAUAAUUCUACAUGUGUUGAGAAAUGCCCAUCGCCAUAUAACUUGGUUCAUAACGGAGAGUGUCUUGCACAUUGUCCUCGGUUCUUAGUAGGUUAUAAUAACACAUGUCGAGACUCGUGUCCGGAACAUGCUAAACAUUUAUACGAUGGUUUGUGUGUAGAGGCGUGUCCAUCGUCACAUCCAUAUUAUGCAACGGAAGAGUGGGCUCCCAAUUUAUCAUAUUGUUACGAUAAAUGCGAUAUCAAAAAAGGUCUGUGGAGGUUUUCAUAUAACAUGACAUGUGUAUUUAGGUGUCCUAAUACAACUGUUUUAAAUGGAUCAAAUUGCAUCGAAAAAUGUCCAUUAGAUAAAUCCCUAAAAUAUAAAAAGGAGGACGGCUACGGGAAAUAUAUAAUCGUAUGUGUAGAAAAAUGCCCAGGGACAACCUUCACAAGAGGAAAGAAUUGUUAUGACCAGUGUCCAGAACCCUUAUCUUCUUAUUUGCUGAACCGCACGUGUUUAGAGCAAUGUCCGAAACAUAGUCGAUUUCGUUAUCAAUUUAUAACAAACGACAAUAAAUUUGCUUACAGAUGCAAGUCAUCAUGUGACAAACAUAUUUUCGAUAGCACUAGUUGUGUGGAUGUUUGUCCUCCCGACACCCCGUUGGUAUUAGGACAAUCUUGUGUUCCAAAAUGUCCAGCAACACACGUGUUCCACGAACAACAGAAAAACCGAUGCUUGGCAGCAUGCAAACCCCCUCUGGUUGAACUUAACCACACAUGUCUCAGAUCUUGCCCUGCAAGUAUUCCCUUUGUUAUGAACAAUACUUGUAUUGAAAAAUGUCCAAAACCGUUCAAUAUGACAUCACCUUCCUCUCAAGGUCAUACAUGUGUACAUGAAUGUAUAUAUCCGAUGUUCCGAGAAAACAACAAUUGCACACAGGCCUGUACUGGCAAGUUUAUUGUUAACAAUGUAUGUGAAGACAUUAUCGGAUGUCCGAAUGAAUACAGAUAUAUAGAGAUAUCUUCACGCGGAACAAUCUGUCGAAAAGUUUGUCAGAAAAACGAGUUCGUUUUCGAAGACGUACAAUGCACAAAAAAGUGUCCAAAAUUCACUGCCGGAAACCAUUGUGUCGAGAGUUGCCCAGAUACACAUCCCUACACAGUAAACCUUAAGUAUUCAUUUAGCAGGGACUCCACGUGUUAUUCAACCUGUCCAAAGCUUACACUUUACAAAUCUUGUGUUAAUUUUUGUCCCGUUUCCUAUCUUGUGUUAAAAUCGAACAAAACGUGUGUCAAGGAAUGUCCAGCAUCAUAUCCCAUUAAAUCAUACAACGAAUGUCUUAAAACGUGUCCCUCGCACCAGUUCCUUUCCGGGGAAAAAACUUGUAUAUCCAAAUCCGAAUGCGAUAGUUCGAAAAGAUUUUAUGUCUACGACUCAAAGUGUGUCACACAAUGCCCUAGUGGAACGUUUCGUAUUUAUUCAUACAACACCUGUAUUCCGAUGUCACUUGGUUUCCUUAUCAUGACUGUGCUGGCUAUCAUCGGCAUUAGCUGCCUCUUUGGAGCGUAUUUGCUGUUCAGAAGGAAACAAUUUUGUAGGCAUGAAAUUAUAAGUAACAAUGUUGAACAAGCAGAUACAGUUUACGGAUGUCUUAAUUCGGAGAUAGACGCUACGGACGAUGCAGUAGGGCACGAAUGCGAUGCUUCGACUUUAGAAAUGUACAACGAUUCUUCAACGUACCGACAAAUUACUCCGACAAUACAAACAAUGGACGAUUCGUCAAGGUUCAAACACGAUACACAGCCAAAAUGUGCUGUUGACGAUUUGUCAAGGUACAAACACGAUACGCAGCCAAUAGAGAAAAUGGACGAUUCGUCAAGGUACAAACAUGAUACACCGCCAAAAUGUGCUGUGGACGAUUUGUCAAGGUACACACACGAUACAUCGUCAAAAUGUGCUGUGGACGAUUUGUCAAGGUUCAAACACGAUACACUGCAAAUAGAGACUGUGGACGAUUCGCCAAAGUAAACACACGAUACUUCGCAAACAGAGACUGAUGACGAUUGUCAAGGUACAAAUGUUUUAUGAUUGUGACUAUCGUAUUCAAUCUUAUUGUUUUAUGAAAUUGAUUUAAUCUCGCUUUGGCUAUCGUAUUUAAUUCAAUUUUGCUGUAAAUUGUUUGAAUC